GGCGAUCGAGUUGGAUUUAAAGGGACCGGCCCGGCGGCGCUGAGGGGACGGUCGGAGCCAGCGGGCCCCGCCGAGUGGGGGGUACCUGCCUGCUUUGAUGAGCAGGGUAUUCAGAUCUGCAUGCUAUGCAUAGAGAGAGGUUUGGUGGAAGGUGGCCUCCCUCUGGAAGGGACUCUGGACUCUUGUUAACUGCUGGAGCAGCUGCAACUCUCUGGGUGGGCGUGUAGGUGAAGGACCAUGUCCACAAUGGUGUACCCAAGGGAGGAGAAGCUGGACAAGCUGAGCCAGGAGGAGAUCAUCUGCAACACCAAGCUGGUGAUCCAGGGGCUGGAGGCCCUCAAGAACGAGCACAACUCCAUCCUGCACAGCCUGCUGGAGACCAUCAAGUGUCUGAAGAAGGAUGAGGAGGCCAACCUGGUGCAUGAGAAAUCCAAUCUGCUUCGCAAGUCGGUGGAGAUGAUUGAGCUGGGGCUUGGGGAGGCUCAGGUGAUGAUGGCUCUGUCCAGCCACCUGAAUGCAGUGGAGUCAGAGAAGCAGAAGCUGCGUGCCCAGGUGCGGAGACUGUGCCAGGAGAACCAGUGGCUGCGAGAUGAGCUGGCCAACACCCAGCAGAAGCUGCAGCGCAGUGAGCAGACAGUGGCCCAGCUGGAGGAGGAGAAGAAGCACCUGGAGUUCAUGAACCAGCUGAAGAAAUACGAUGAGGACGUCUCACCAUCGGAGGAGAAGGAAGGGGACUCCACAAAGGACUCCCUGGAUGAUCUGUUCCCGAACGAAGAAGAGGAACAUGGCCCAGGAAUGCCCCACCAGCACAGCAGUGCGGCGGCAGCUGCCCAGCAGGGUGGCUACGAGAUCCCAGCACGCCUGCGCACCCUCCACAACCUGGUGAUCCAGUACGCCUCGCAGGGGCGCUACGAGGUAGCUGUGCCGCUCUGCAAGCAGGCACUGGAGGACCUGGAGAAGACAUCAGGCCACGACCACCCCGAUGUGGCCACCAUGCUCAACAUCCUGGCGCUGGUGUACAGGGAUCAGAAUAAAUACAAAGAGGCAGCCCAUCUGCUGAACGACGCACUCUCCAUUCGCGAGAAGACGCUGGGGAAAGACCACCCUGCAGUGGCCGCGACCCUCAACAAUCUGGCUGUUCUUUAUGGCAAGAGAGGAAAGUACAAGGAGGCAGAGCCGCUGUGCAAGCGAGCCCUGGAAAUCCGCGAGAAGGUUCUAGGCAAAGACCAUCCAGACGUGGCCAAACAGCUGAACAACCUGGCACUGCUGUGCCAGAACCAGGGCAAGUACGAGGAGGUGGAGUACUACUACCGCCGGGCACUGGAGAUCUACGAGAGCCGCCUGGGCCAUGACGACCCCAAUGUGGCCAAGACCAAGAACAACUUGGCCUCCUGCUACCUGAAACAAGGGAAAUACAAGGAUGCUGAGGUGCUGUACAAGGAGAUCCUCACCCGCGCCCAUGUGAAGGAGUUUGGCUCUGUGGAUGAUGAGCACAAGCCGAUCUGGAUGCACGCGGAGGAGAGGGAGGAGAUGAGCAAGGUGAGGAGCAAACAGAGAGACGGUGACCCCUAUGCAGAGUACGGCAGCUGGUACAAGGCCUGCAAAGUCAGCAGCCCCACAGUGACCACCACCCUGCGGAACCUAGGCGCUUUGUACAGGCGCCAGGGCAAGCUGGAAGCAGCAGAGACGCUGGAGGCAUGUGCGGUGCAGUCUCGGCGGCAGGGCAUUGACCCCAUUAACCAGACCAAGGUGGUGGAGAUUCUGAAGGAGGGAGCCAGUGCGGAGCGGAGGAGGAGCCGUGACAGCCUGGUGGGCAGUGUCAAGUAUGAGAACGCCACAGACGGUAGCGAGGAAGCUUAAAUGCCUCCUGAGACUCCCUCUUUCCCUUCCACUACAAUCACCUGGAUGUAUGUGUUGUACCUUCCGACUUUUCCUCCGCACCAUCCCUCCUUCCACCGCUCCUGCUUUCCUCGGCAAGGACUCCACGCCAGUCCCCAGCCUACCUUCCCAGCACGCGAGGGGCGCCCCGGCACCUGCAGAGGAGCGCCUGGCUGCAGGGGCUCAGCCGCUGUACUCUGUCAGCCAGCAAGAGAGCAGGAAGAAUCUGCGUGGAGCUGUCCGCUCCCCUGCAGGGAUCCCUCUGGCCCCCGACCUCUGCUUCUGUCCUUGUGUCACUGGGGCCUGGCCUGCUGGUGGAAAGUGUCCUCGCUUCCUGGGUGUGCACCACACACCCAAAGGAGCUCACACUCCCGCAUCAUCCCCCAGCCUGCUCUGCAACACGCCCCCCAGCCUGCUCCCUGCCCUUCCCCUAGCUGCCAGGGCACAGGGAGGCUAGGGGGGUACUGUUUGGGGUGUGCAGGCCUGGGCCGCAUGGGGAUCUCUGCUGGGCUGUGGGUGGGCACUUGUAUCCCAUUAGAAUGGGCCUGUGUCUGGCACCACAGAGGCCUGGGCGAGCAAGGGGGGCUCUGGUCUGUGGGCACUGAGGCUCUGCUCUGACUCACAGGAUGGUAGCGCUGGGCUCUGGGGACUGAAACAGGUGCCAAGGCCGAGGCGAGAGGGGGCUGCCCAAAGCCAGGGGUCCCACCCUGCAAGCAGGGGCUGUUGAUCCAGACUCCCAGUCAGGGUUGGGGGCAGCAGCUGAAGGGGCUGGGGGAGACGGGGGCUGCGGGACGCAGACAUGGGACAGGCACGGCUGUGUGUGGCUUGUUCAGGCCUGGCCUCUCUGCUGAGACCGGAGGGUGGGGUAUCCACCUGGUCUCUGUUAUGGCCCUGGGUGACUGUGCUGAGAAAACGGUUCCAAGCCAGCCUGCGUUUCCCCAGUAGCCCAUUUGGGAGGGGACGGGGACGGGGAGCGAGGGGUGAAGCAGCAUGUGCACUGCUGCUCCUUUAAGAGGAAGGGAGCAGGGAAUGAAGGAGCAGAGGCUGGAGCCAUGUGUAGCCACGGUGGCAAGGGAAGGGAGCAGGCAGGCCCCAGCUGGAGCUCCCAGCAGAGAGGGCCAGCUGGAGGCCCACACGGGAUGGGGGCGCUCCCCCUGCGGCAGGGUGAAUUGCUUUGGGGAGGAGCAGGCAGGAGGGCUGAGGGACGCGGGGGCAUUCCAGAGGAGGUGGGGGGACGGAGGGAGAGAUGGGAUGAGUUCAGGGUUGGCUGUAGGGAGGUAAGGGGGUGGUGGAGGAGCAGGCAGAGCAGGGCAUGUUUCUGAGGUACUUGGAUUGGGGAGUCCCCACUUCCUUCUCCCAGCCCAGCUCAUGCCCAGACAGCAGCGGAGCAGCCUCGACCCAGGCAGGCCUUAGGGACCUGGGCUGGGAGCUGCAUUCAGCCUCCCGGGUCACUGCCUUGCACUUAGGAGGAGGGUGGUGGGAGAAUGUAUCCAAACCUUGCCCCUCCCAGCCGUGGCCCUGGAAAGGUCGGUUACCCCCCUGCUGCAGACAGAGGGGCUGAUGCCGAGACAGGGCUCCAAGCAGCCCAACGGCGGGGGCAUAGAGAAGAGAGCUAGACAGGGCCGCCCAGAGGAUUCAGGGGGCCUGGGCUCUUCGGCAGCGGGGGCAUAGAGAAGAGAGCUAGGUGCUGCCUGUUGCUGUCACAGGGGCCAUGGGAGCUGGCUGGGCUGCAGCAGCCUAGAAGGGGUCUCCUAGGACCCUCUGCACAAGGGGAUGCAGUGUGGGGGGCUGUCUUGCAAGGGGGGCAUUUGCCUGGGGCUCUAUGCCACAGGGGGUCGCCUGCCCCAGGGCUUGGUGGCCCAGGGUGGGUUGCCUUGCAAGGGGGGCCGUUAGCCCUAGUAGGGGUUGUGGGGCAGGGCUCUGUGUGGCCUGUGGGACAGCCGACCCUUGCUGCUGGCAGCCCCCCUAGGCCCUGGCAUCCAGUGGGGGCAGGGGAGGGGAGUCUCUACUUCAGGGAGCCAGAGCCCUGUUAAUGCCAGAUGCACAGCAGCCGCUGCCUUCCUGUCCUGAGUGCAGAGGAGCCCUGCUGAAGGGUGCUGGGCUCCCAGCUUGCUCCCUGGUAGCCCACAGGCCAGUGCCCAUGCAGCCGUGCUCCAGCCCCAAGCAAGGCCGGGGCCAGGACGCUGUGAGGAAGCCUCUCCUUGGUGGCUGCUCCCAGUGCCCCCCCAGAGAGCCAUAAACCAGCCCCUGCUCCUGCAUCUCCUCCAGCCGUGCCCUGGGCCCCUGCAUGGCUGUGCACUCCACCUGCCACGGGUUAUUCAGCGGCCUGCUUCUGGCACUGGGCGUGGGGAGCACCUCUGCCGCGGCGCGUCUCUCUGACGUGAACUGGGGCUCCCCGUCGAUGCUGUGAACGAACUUACCUCCAAUUAAAGGCAGCCAGACCUGAACUGCUGCCCUGUGCUUCUUUCCAUGCGACACACGCAGGCCCCCUGGCUCUGCCGGUACUUGGACCGACGCUGGGUGAAGCAACCCACUCCUUCCUUGGGCCCGGAUGUGCUGCAGCUGCCCAGCCCUGGCCCACCCAGGAGUAGGGGUGUGUGUGGGGACUGUGUGUCUGUGUGGGCUGGGAGAUGCACCGAGCAUGGCAAUACUUAGACGCAAAGGGGAGUGAGCGGGCCCCUCGAACAGAUGGGGGGCCGGAGGCUCAGACACCUCCCAAAGUGAGGCCCCCCCAGUAGGGGGCUCAGGGCAGGCUCAGGUUUCCAGGGGUGCUGAGCACUCCCAUCAGUGGGAGCCCCUCUGGGCAAACCUCCGGCUGGGCACCCGCGCGAGGGGCCGCUCUGGAAAGUUGCUCUAAAGGAGUUGUCUAUGAUCACACCAGGGAACAAACCCAGGCUCUCCUGACUGCCGGGCCUGGGGCCUGGGGCCUAGCCGUGGCACUCGGCUGCCUCCCUCUGCCUCUGUCUGCAGUCACUGAGGUUCAGAGUCCGUAGCCGUGGCAGCCUGCAGGCCACUUCCCAGCCGGCCCUAGGCAGCAGGGCUGGGAGUGAGCUCCCCCAGCAGAUACACAGCCAGAGGCAGCUCCCAGAGGCUGGAGGUGCUGAGCUCAGGCUUGGCCAAGCAGUGAUGCAGGGCUGAUCAAAGCUACAAGCAGGAAUGUUGUAGUGAGUGGGGGGAGCUGGCAUGAGGACACCUCAGUACUGACAGUGUGGGACCAGUGCCAUUCACUUGGCAAUUGCCAGCUCAGGGUGGAGCCAGGGCCCACCUCCAAUGAGAGCUAGUGCCAGCUGCCCCACAGCAGGCUGGAAGAAACCCAGGAGUAGCAGUGGCUAACCAAAGGCAGUUUCCUCCUGACCCUAUUAGCUGGAGGCUGGCUCGUGCCCUGGUGUAUCCCUGCCCAAUCCUUUAACUCCACACUGCCGUAUCUCUGAAUAGCUCAGGUGCCAGAUAAAUCUCCAGUCCUUCGGUCAAUACUGCUAAGCAUUUGGCCUCAACUGAAAAAUUGGAGAGGGGGCAGAGAAGAGCCAGAAAUCGGAUUUGAGGGCUGGUCUGCUGGAGAAAAUGCCUCCCAGUGAGAGACUAACAGAGCUCAGGCUGUGCAGUUUCUCAUGAAAGAGAUUGAGAGGAGACUUGAAACUGUCCCCUUGUCGUUGUGUUACAGGCAUGGAUGAAUAGCCAUGCCUGCCUGCCCAUCUGCCGGCGUGUCCCCUCUGAGCCAUCUCCUCUCGGGAGUCAAUAUUUGUGUUACUGUAGGAACUCGUGGCCCUACCAGCCAGGCCCCGUUGUGCUGGGGGCUGUGCAGACAUGUAGGAAGAGCGUCCCUGUCCCAGAGCGCUUACAGUCUACGCAGGCCCAGGCUUUCCAGCCUCUCUCCAUAGGAGUUUUCCAGGCCCUUGGCUAGUCUCACUGCAUGUCAUUAACUCUCUCUCCUGUCUCAGGCGGGGGAGCAGGGCCGUGCACUGUAUCCAGCUGAGGCUGAACAAGGGAUUUAGCUGUCAUUCUCAGCAUUAUUCUCCAUCCCAUUCCUUGGAAGCCCUGAUAUAUUUUUUCUUGUUUGACCAUUGACAGAGGUUUUCAUUGAGCUUCCCACAGAGACACACAGUCCUGUUCCCUGAGAGGCUACAGUGACGUUAGAACUCUUUGAGGUAUAGAGUAGCUCCAAUUAUUCCUUCUGAUAAGCAGGGAGUCCUGCCUCCCCGAUGGCUGCAUCGCCACCUGUCCCCUGUAGCAGCAGGAGGAGGGCUGGCUGGCGCUCUGCGACGGUGGAAAGGAUUUAACAACAAGAGGUUUGACCUGUGCUAGAAAGCCAAGGUAGACACUGGGCACAGUCAAUGGUUCGGUACAGAGCAUUGGCUAAGACCAGGGCUUUCCUGUUGUCGGUUUAGAACUGAGUACAAUGAGCGAGGCGCUCCCCUCCCAAUGUGCAUUACCUUGUGUUUGUCAGCAGCACUGUCAUCACCCGUUCUGCCCAUUCCUAGAGCCAGGUCGGAGCCUGUCUGAUCUGAGUGCUCCUCCAGCUCCUAGUUCAAAUUAUCCUCCCCCCCUCACACAUUCUGGUUAGUUUUCUGUGCCGGCAGCACUUGGGCUGGGGGGAGCCCCCCUCAGCCCUGCUGGAGAGGCUGUCCCACCAACACACAAAAAUAACCCCCCUCUUCAUACCAUCAUCUCCUCAGUGCACUGAGACGCUGAAGCUCCCUCUGUGCAGAGACCUGGAAGUUUUAUUCCUAGCAAUCUAAGUGACCCUUCACUUCCUGCUGUCACUGUACCACUAUGUGCCAAGACCGGACUCCUCCCCAGCACUAGCGGCACGUCUGUCUAAUGCCUUACAACAUCCUCUGCCCAGUAGGCAAGUCCCAGUCCUCAGAUACUCUGCCCUCUGCAUUGCUAAGGACUGAAUCCCUCACGGGAACAGCAGAUGAGUCAGGUUGGAAAGCAAAGACAAAGGCAGAACAAGAUCCAGUGGCUGGAAACUGAGGCAAAUUCCGAGUGGAAGUAAGAUGGACAUUUUCAACACUGAGGGUAAUUAACCACUGGACCAGUUCACCAUGGGGAGGCAGUGGCUCCUUCACCACUGGGAGUCUUUCAGUCGAGACUGGAUGUCUUUCUAACCGCUCCCCUCUAGCCCAGCCAGAAGGCCGGGCUGGGUUCAGGCGACACUGGGUGAGGUGCUGGGACCUGCGUUCUACUGGAGGUCAGGCGGGAUGAUCACAGCACUCCCUGCUGGCUGUGUGUGUGUGUGGAGCGACCCCCUUGGCACAUGAGGAACGUCAGCUGCUUCUGUCUCUCCAGCUCACCCGUGUCCCCUCCCAUCCCACGACUGGCUUCCCCAGUGGAAUAUCAGAGCAGCCACUCUGUGGUGGGCUUGCUCCACCCUCUUCCUAGUCGGCAUCUCCUCAGCUCCGGCAGCCCAGCCUCCCUCGCUGCAGGAUGCUGCGUAACAUCUUGCAAAGGGGCUCGGCUAGGCUAGAGACAGGCUUUAUUCUCUGCAGCGAGGGCACUGCAGGGUUCGUGAGCCCCCCACACUCAGCUGCCUCAUGGGACUUUCUGACGAGGGAGACCCCUGUAUACAGCAGCCUCCAUUUUACAAACCCUGACACUUUACUCCAAGGGUUUAUCUGCUCCCCCCGCCCUCCCCCAUUAUUGUGAAGGGCCUUUGGGGGUCAGAGAACACGGGUCCUGCUCCCUGCCCUCUCUCUGGGCACCAGCCUGACUGAGCUCUGCUGCUAUGCCACAACGCUCUCCUGUGCAGCGUGGGGAGGGGUCUGCCCCAGCAUGCAGAGCUGGCAAAUGCACCAGCGGCCGCUUCUCUCAGCUCCAGCCGGAGGGGCUGCCUGGCACCACAGCAAGUAGGACGUCGGUAGCCAGCCGUGGUUUUCCCUGCCACUGCCCCUGUGUGAGGGCAGAGAGCCAGCUGCUAGAGUGAGCACUGGGGGAGAUGGUGCUGGGGGGCAGGCUGCUAGAUUGGCUGUUAGUGAAGUGCUCAAAUAUCCUGUGGAUGAGAUAGACCACUGAAAUCCUGGCCUUCCACUUAAAGAAAGAUAACCUGGUCCCCCGUCGGCUGCCAGGACACCCACCCCAGGAUGCCUGGGCUGUGGACAUGUGGGGGUUCAUUUGCAUCCAAUGCAAACAGCCCAUGGACCUCAGAGCCAGGUGCAGCAUCUUGAGGCCAGAGCUGCUGAACUGGAGGAGCAGCGAGAGCUGAAACUAUUCCAGAGGUGACAAAAAGGGCCAUUGCAGAGCGCAUCUGCCUUCCCCCAUCCUCUCGGCACUGCAGUCAGUCCCGUGGCAGGAGGGGAUGCAGGUGCGAGGCAGGGCAUAUCCUCUUAGAUAGGACCCACCUUCCAGCAGGACAGUGGAGGCUGAUCAAACCUCAUGGACUGAGACGGUCGCUCCAGGGACUCGGAUGGGAGCUGGGAGCUUCCAUAGGGGAUUUUGAUCACUGCACAUGGGGAGACGGAGAACUGUUGGGUGUUUUGCCUAGGUAGCGUAGUGGGAGGGGCAGGGAGAGGUCCUGGAAGCUAUAUUUCACUCACUACGAAGAAUGCUUGGACAAGGGCCUCUGACAGCUCCACACCCAGGGCUGGCUAAGCAUCGGGGCGGGGCCGAGGCGAGGUCACGGAGGGAAAUGGUGGUGUUAUCAAACUGGCAGACCCAGGAGUUAAGAAUAGGCGUACAGUCAAAAGUAACCCCACCCCACCCCUACAGUGAGAAGCAAAGGACCAAGCUAGGGCAAUUAGAAUUCCUAGCCCAGAGAGAGGAGCUUUGAUGGUGGAACGACCAACAUCCAUGGAGAAGCGUGAGCUGGGUAGGACCCACCUCUGCAGGGAGGUGGAGGAGUAGUGCCAGAACUGAAGGGUUCAGUGGAACCUAAUGGGUGGCAUUUCUGAGUGCCAGGGACCACACAGCACAGCUGGUGUACAGACAUACUCCACAUCUGAAGAAUACAGAUCUAACAGUAGAUCAAAGAGGCAACUCAGUGUAAUGCAAGAAUAAUAAUGGGAGAUUUCCCGCAUAGCACCUGGUCAGAGGGCGCCACAGGACCUCGUUCAGAGACGCAGUUCCUUUCAGUGAUUGCUUCUGGGGCAGGUAGCUCCAGAGCACCCCAAGGCUGAGUCCCGAGUAGCACACAGCAGUUGGCUCAAGAAGGGAGAGUAGAUGAGCUCUGUCAUAGCAACCCAAAUGCCACCACACAGGGAAGGACAGUCACCAAAACCUGGCACAUUGAGACUACAAGUAAGAUGGGCAUUUAAAGAAUGAGGAAGCUGCUCAAAGAGGCCGUAGAAUCAAAAAUAAAGAAGCCAAGCCCCACAGAUUUGGAUUCCACUGAAGGAAGCAAUGACAGAGUCUCGGAGGGCAGGUCUACCUCAGACCAACAAAGGGAGAGCAAGAAGUGAACUCAUCUGGACAAAUGGCUGAUUUAGGAGGUUACUCAAGCCACAGACCCUUCAGAAAUGAGUGACGUUGGUAGGAAGGAGCAUGCACUACAGCCGACAAAACUUGAGGAACCCAUCAAGCUAAGAAGGAAUCUGAAGAGCAAGUGCCCACAAGUAUUAAAAAUAAACCAGGGGUAUGUGAGCAGAUCACAAGCAGGAAUUGUGUGAGGGAAGCGGUGGGUCUGCUGCACCACCUCGAGUCAGAGGGAGCAAAUACAGAAGAGUGGGAUGUUUCUGAGACGCAAAAGGAUUUCUUCACCCAAGUCUUCAUGGCUGAGGAUGUUGUGGAAAUUCCUACCCUGGACCUGCUGUAUCAGGGAUUGAGGGGUCAGACGGAAAGAUGCUGGAUCAUACCAAUAUUAAAGAGCAAUGAGCCUCUGGUGCCAGGUGGUGCUGCCAAGAGCUCUAACCCAGGGGCCGUCUCAACCAGUGGCCAAAAUGAACAACAGUUCAGAGGAGAGUCCAUGAAAUCCCCUAAAGGACACUUAGUGGGUAGCUUGUGCAGAGGAGUCUCCCUAAACCCAGGCCCUUAGUGGCUGGAUUACCAGCACCCACUGACAUUAGCUCUGCACGGGAGGGCUGGAAGAUAGGACAUGUUCUGUUUUCACAUCCUGCCAAUGACAGACCAGGGCCCGCACUUCAGGCUCAGCUGACUAGGUUGAAAUUAUAAUUAAAAGCAGAGCUUUCAGAAAAACAUUUGAUCUUGAUCUGAAAAUUUCCAGUGAUGGAGAAUCCACCACAACCCUGGGUACGUUGUUCUAAUGGUUAAUUACUCUCCCUGUUAAAAAUGUACAUCUUAAUUCUGGUCUGAAUUUGUCCAGCUUCAACUUUGAGCCAUUGGAUCAUGUUUAGCUUUGUCAAGACCAGAGAGAGAACUAUGAGGGACCUCAGAGGACCCAGCCAAGCUAGGAGAAUGGGCUACACAGUGGUAACAAUAGUCAAUGCUGACAGAUCCAAGGAGAGAAUCAUCUGACCAACUCCUUCACAUGCCUGGGUUCUGAAUUAACUGGAACCACCUGGGAAAGAGACCGGGGCGGCAUUGUCAGCAGCUUAGUGAAAUUCUCUGAAAUGCCGAAGAAUGGAAUGGCAAGUCCUACUGCAAGCAUUCUAUUGGCAGUAUAUAAACCCAUGGUGUGCUGUCACCUGUGGUGCUGUGUGCAGUGUGGGGCACCCUGUUGAGAAAACAAUAGAGCAGAAAUAGCGGGGAUUUGGAGAUGGGCAUUAAAAGUUAUUAGAGGCCUGGAAAAACUUCCGCAAGCGGAUACUGCAAAGUUUGGCUGAUUAGCAAGACAGGGAAUAUGACAGAUUCUAGAUCAGUGAAUGGCACAGGGACGAUCCUGUGAUACAGGGAGAAGUGAAAGUGGAAAGCAGCAAUUGCCACCCUGAUCAAAGGAAAAAGCUGGUCUGCAGAGGAGUAACCUCCCAUUCCUAGGGAUGGGGCCAUUCGGGUAUAGGAGAGAGGCUCGGAGUGGGAUAGAAACCAUAGUGCUUCAGGAAAUGACUGCCCCUGACUGCCCAUUCCUCUGCACAGGUUAUCCCCCUAUUGUCCUUUAUGGGGUUUCAUGGACUCACCUCUGAAUUGGCUGCUCCUGGCUGGUGUGAGAGACGGGACCCAGGGCUGGCUAGCUGGGCCCAGGCGCUGAUCCGGCCCGGUGCUUCCAUUUUGAACAGCUCACUGUUCCCAAGCCCUAGCAUAGGAGAAAUACAUUAUUAUGACACCUGUCAAGCUCUUUGGAGCAGGGCCUUACCAAAUGUUUCUUACCACAUGUACAGCACCUAGUACAGUGGCAGCUGGGGCAUCUAGGUGCUGCCUUAUACACAUAUUGUUUGCUGUGGAGAGGAGAUGGAUUAGAGGGGACACGGCAAAGGGACAAAAAGUACUGAAAGGCAAAGGGAAGGGUGUGGCUGUUCACCAGCUCCUGUAGCACAAGAACAAGGGGAUAGUCAUUAAAACUGAAAGGUGGCAAAUUCACAGCUGCGCAAAGGCAAGACUCACACAAAACACAGUUGGUGUGCGGAACUCACUGCCACAAGAUAGUGGUGCCGCUAGGAGCUUAGCAGGAUUUGAAAAAGGAUUGGACACUCAGCUGGCGUAGGAUAACUAAGCUGGAGUCACACUCAUAAGGAUCUUUACAAUCCAAAAGCUUUGGAAGGGAUCUAGCCCCUGUUUAAGGGGGUUGGGUGGUCACACCGGCCUGUCCUGCCGCACAGGGUUGUCCCAUGUCCGAGCAGACAUGAGCAGAGGUGUUGGCUGCCAUGAUGCUGAACUCGGUUUGUGCUGCUCUCCAUUGGUCUCUGCACUGUGGUUAGCGUGGGGACAACUCUCCUGCCUGUUCACAGCAGGGCGCGGAUGUGGUACCGCCGUGUAGUGCACGCCAAGCUUAGCCGAUGUGCCCUCUGCACAGCUUAUCCUGUCACUGCCACUGCAGGCUUCUUGCCUUUCCCUCGGGAGAAGCUGGUUCUGGCCAGUGUCAGCGAUGGGACCCUGCUCUGGUCGGGCCUGACAAUUGCCACAUUGUGUUCCCAGCUCUGGGGUUGACUUGCUGGGUGACCUGGGGCACUGCUUCUCUGUGGGCCUCAGUGCCAGCCUUGCCCUCUGCCGAGGGGCGGCAGGGCCCCUCCAGCACUGCCCCAGAUUCUGUCAGUGCUGCCGGGGGGUUGUGUGCCCUCCACCAGGCCACGCACCUGAGAAAUGCUCUUGGCAGAGCAAAGCCAGGGCACACAACAGCCCCCAGGGGAGCCCUGGCAAGGGACAUGGGGGUGUCGCGUCCAGGAGGGCGUGGGGAGGAGCUAGAGCCGGGGGGGUUAGGAUGGGGGUGAAAACUGGACCAAAGGGCCCUUCACCCCAGCUCGUGGAGUGCUGAGCGACGACACAGGGCAGCCCUGCCCAGUGGCCAAGAGCACUGGGAUCUCUGGUCCUGCUGGGACAUGUCCUGGUCAGCUCCUGCAAGGGGAUGAGGGAAGCCAGCCUGCCCUAUGGGUGAAAUGCAAAAAAAACAGCCCCCCCCCACUACCACCACACGGCAAACCUGCUGCAACCCCAGCCACAAGGCAACUCCGCAACCCCCCGCUUCAACAGCCGCCUAUAGUAUCUAGAGGAUAACACAGAUAGAUAAGAUUGAGAACAUCAUUGUCUUACCUUGGUCGUGUUUCUCCAAGGUGCUUUGUUUGUGUCCGUCUUCACUGAGAUGAUUUUUUCCCAGACUGCAGUGAUUCUAUAUUUUAACUAGAGACGUGAACGUGAACAUUUGGGGACUUUAUACAUAAAGAACAGCUAUUUAAUCUAUUUCUUGAAUUUGUAUUUGCCAUUUGAUUUUGCUGAGCUGGGCCCCAGGGUGGGUCCCACACCCAUGCCGGGCCUGUGGCCCCGUCUCUGUUCUGCCCUAUCUCAGUCCAUCACAUCCGUGGCUGAGAGUUUCACAAACAGCCCAGGGCUGCUGGAGCCACAGGUCAGCAGGCUCCAAGAGAAGCCAGGGCCAGGCUGCAGAGCGGAGAGCGAAGAAACACCCCUUGAAGCAGAGAUGCCAGGGGGAGUGAUCUGCAGCAGGGCUAAGCUGGAGCCAAGCACACCCAUUACGCGGAGAGGGAAAGUCCUCCCCGGGGCAGGCGCUCCACACUCCUCCCCUGAGCACUGUCGGGUCCCUCAGAGCCAGCAUCGUCCUUCAGCGAGCCCAGCCAGAGCCAGGGGCUUUCAGCACAGCAGUCUCCUGCCUGUCCUGGGAGAGCGGGAAAUGCCAGGGGAGCAGUCAGCCCAGGAGCAGGUGUGCGCCAAGGAGGGAGAGGAGCAGGCACCCCAGCCCCCCUAAGAUGAACUGCAAAGCUCCCUUCAGCAUACACCAACCCCAGGCCCAGGCCCGGCUCCUGCCAGCGUGCGUGUCAGCGAGCAACAGCCCGACCGGCCUGUGCCAGCACGAGGAGCUCACUGGGGUCCUCGCUGCCCCCCAGGGGAGGAAGCUGGUCAGUCCCAGAGCCCCCCCCCCGGGGAAGUCUGUGGACUCUGCCUCCCCCUGCGUUUGAGCCGCAAAGGGGUUCAGUCUCCACAGAUGGGUGUCCUCGUGCGGGGUGCUUGCUCCAUCCCAUGUGGAGCAAUCAGGGCGGGGCUCCCCCCGGCCGGGCACUUGGAAUUCCAGGGCUAGGGGGUCUCUGUGGGCACGUGAGCGUGGGAGUAACGCCACCAGCCUCCUGCCCCGGGAGGGGCCCUACGCCAAUGGCCGGUUCGAGGGGCACCAGGGCGACUUGGCGAUUGGUCUAUCGUGUUGAUUCAGUGCCCGGCUUGUCUGAGGCUUUCCCUGCUCAGCACUGGCCGCGCUUGGCUCUGAGGGCAGCCUUUGGGGGGUGCCGAUUCCGAGAGGCUCAGUUCUGUUUGUACUGUGAUUUGCCGUGUGUUUAGCGCUUCGUGAGCCUGAGGUAUUUGCACUGGGGUCCUGCUGCAGCCUUCCCUUGGCAUGGGGCGCAGUCCCUGCGCUCGUCAGCCAUCUCACGCCCCCGCUGGUUGUCUCUCUCU
Messenger RNA from Mauremys mutica (yellowpond turtle), 13815 nucleotides. It is a transcript of the gene KLC4, whose product is annotated as kinesin light chain 4. Gene Ontology annotation, molecular function: kinesin binding. The transcript is spliced from 16 exons. The coding region runs from base 238 to 1860 and encodes 540 amino acids. NCBI's taxonomy places the organism in Eukaryota, Metazoa, Chordata, Testudines, Geoemydidae. Gene Ontology annotation, cellular component: kinesin complex; membrane-bounded organelle; cytoplasm. Gene Ontology annotation, biological process: microtubule-based movement. The record is from RefSeq and is a predicted model, not a curated record.